UGCUAGAGGAAUCCGCCAGAGGUUCCUGCAGGGUGAGAGCCUGAUGUGAAGAGGCGGAUAUGCCAGGGCAGGGUGGAUGGAUGGAUGAGCAAGAGCAUGGUCAGACAAGCCGAGUCGGUAGCCGUGGGAGCAGUGCGGUACAAAGCAGUGGGCAGAGAAUGGUCGGGUCACAGGUCAGCAACAGAAGAUCAAAUCCACAAGGGGGCAUCCAGGAGGGAGGUCAGGCAAGCCAGAGGUCAGAGCAGGAGAGAACAGCAAGGUCAAGAACAAUCCGAGUCAGCAAGAAUCACGAAUCACGGUAACAGGAUCAGGAACACAGGGAGACCAAACGGCAAUACCUGUCAGCGCAAGGCGAUUUAA
Messenger RNA from Staurois parvus, 360 nucleotides. The record is from the annotation of a GenBank genome assembly. Lineage: Eukaryota; Metazoa; Chordata; Amphibia; Anura; Ranidae.